Molecule: messenger RNA, 579 nt
Organism: Phytophthora sojae
Lineage: Eukaryota; Oomycota; Peronosporomycetes; Peronosporales; Peronosporaceae
Exons: 2
Coding region: 1-579 (192 amino acids)
Source: RefSeq, a predicted model, not a curated record
AUGGCUGCUGGGAAUGUUGUCUCCUGUGGUCGUAUUGCGAUGGCAAAAGUGCUGGUCGGUGGAUGCAAUGCGUACGGUGCUGGCCGUGCACAGAUAGCCGCGGUCACGAAAAACCACGUCGAGUUGGUGAAACUCCUUUCGCUUGAUGCGAGUAUCGUCGUUUUGAAGAAGAUCUUGAGAAGGUGUGGGCGAAUGCUCUACCGCACGAUUUUCAUGAGGGCUGCGGAGCGCGGGUUUCUCGGUUUGGUUGCGAUUUUGCAGAAUGAAGUCGAUACGCAGAGGAUUGAAUGUGCGCUCAGGAAAGCCCCUUCGGAUGGCCAUACUGAGGAGGCGAACGAAUUACCUCGUAAUAGCCACUUGACAAGUAUUGGGUGUGGCCUAGGAGAAGCAGCAGUUAAAGGCGAAGUGGGCACUGUUAAUCACUGCGCGGGCGCAGUGAUGCAGCAAGUAUCAGCAGUGCAUUGGCGUCAACGCAUGGGGUUGACCACCGUGAAGUCGUGCAACUACCGACCAGCAAGAAACCGCGGCUGGGGUGAAGAAAUCGUGGCCAGCAUGAACACGGUAAAGGAGUAUGCAUAG